CCUGAAUGAGUGAGCAGCCUUGGGUCUGUGGACCCAAGCUGGACACAGGCCUCGUAUGGAUGAGGGUCUCGCUGUGCCAGGCUGGAAGGAAAGUUCAGACCCGACAGAACUCGCUGUUAAACUGAUAAGACACUUCCAUGUCUCAGCUGAACCAGGUUUCCCAGCUUUUUUCCAGGCAAAAUAAGGAGGAGUUCCACUCUGCAAAUCCCAGCACUUCCUUGUCGAUACAUUAGUUAAAUUCAUAUUUACAAAAGAGGAACAUGUAUGGAGAGCUUCGCACGGGCAGCGCAGCGUGUGAUAUUGUGUUAUUGAGUGGAACAGUAAAGGUCCUGGUGAGGACAAAGUGUUGGGAGCCACAUGAAACGGCAGUGGUCUACCAGCGCUAUCUGCACCGCCCCACGCACGUGGAUGUCUCUGUUGUAGACCGCUCCUUGAUCCAGGUUUUUGCCGGCGGGAUUGCUGCCCUCACUCAACGGCAUCGACAGCAAACCGUCACCUCCGACCAGAACCCACAGGGGGGGCCGUGAGAGCAUCUGGCCAGCGUGGGCAUCGUACGCACCGCAGGGAAGAUGAAUAUCCAGGUUCUGCCAGAACAUAAGCUCUCGUCGGUGGCCCCGCUGAAACAGUGCAAUGUGGAGAAGAAAGAGGUAGAACUGUUACUGGUGAAGGACCAGAAUGGCGUCCAGUACACCAGUUCCUCCAUCCUUCCUUCGCCUGGCUGCGGCGCAGGUCCUCCCGGAUCCACCACCGAGGUCGAACGAGAAACUUGGGGCAAGAAAAUAGACUUUCUCUUGUCGGUCAUUGGCUUCGCGGUAGAUCUAGCCAAUGUUUGGAGAUUUCCUUACUUGUGCUACAAAAAUGGAGGAGGUGCCUUUUUGAUCCCCUACAUUCUUUUCUUGGUCAUUGCGGGGAUGCCAUUGUUCUAUAUGGAACUUGCCUUGGGCCAGUAUAAUAGGGAAGGGGCAGCAACAGUUUGGAAAAUAUGCCCUGUCUUUAAAGGUGUGGGCUACACUGUGAUCAUCAUAGCACUGUAUGUAGGUUUCUACUACAAUGUCAUCAUUGCCUGGUCCCUCCACUACCUGUUCUCCUCCAUGACACGCGAGCUUCCGUGGCUCAACUGUGGCAACAGCUGGAACAGUCUCAACUGCACCAGCCCAGAGUCUAUUAACGGAUCCGUCCUCGGGAAUGGAACUUCCUAUGCCAAGUACAAGAUCACCCCGGCAGCUGAGUACUAUGAGCGGGGUGUGCUGCAUCUCCAUGAAAGUAAGGGCAUCCAUGACCUGGGCCCGCCUCGCUGGGACCUGUCAUUAUGUCUGGUUGUGGUGGUCUUCAUCCUCUUCUUCAGCCUGUGGAAAGGUGUCAAGUCCUCAGGGAAGGUGGUGUACAUCACAGCUACCAUGCCCUACGUUGUCCUUUUUGUGUUGCUGAUCCGAGGCAUAACUCUACCAGGGUCCAUGGACGGCAUCAGGGCCUACCUACACAUCGAUUUCAAGCGACUCAACAAUCUGGAGGUGUGGAUUGAUGCUGCCACACAGAUAUUCUACUCACUAGGAGCAGGAUUCGGUGUGCUCAUUGCAUUUGCCAGUUACAACAAAUUUGACAACAACUGCUACAGGGAUGCCCUGUUGACCAGUACGGUGAACUGCGUCACAAGUUUUUUCUCAGGGUUUGUCAUCUUCUCUGUGCUUGGAUACAUGGCGGACAAACAUGGAGUGAAAAUAGAGGACGUGGCAACAGAGGGGGCAGGACUGGUGUUUAUCAUCUACCCUGAGGCAAUUGCUACAUUGCCAGGCUCGACGUUUUGGGCCAUCGUAUUCUUUGUUAUGCUACUGACUCUGGGCAUUGACAGUGCGAUGGGUGGCAUGGAGGCUGUCAUCACAGGCCUGACGGAUGACUUCAAGAUCCUCAAGAGAAAUAGGAAACUCUUCACCUUCGCCACAGCCUUUGGAACCUUCCUGCUUGCCCUGUUCUGCGUCACGAAUGGUGGGAUCUAUGUGCUGACCUUGCUGGAUAAGUAUGCGGCGGGGACUUCUAUACUAUUCGGUGUGUUGAUCGAGGCCAUUGGAGUGUCAUGGUUUUACGGUGUGGACCGCUUCAGUGAAGACAUCGAGCGGAUGAUGGGCUUUAAACCAGGACUCUAUUGGAGGCUGUGCUGGAAGUUUGUCAGUCCAGCGUUUCUUUUGUUUGUGGUUAUAGCCAGUGCUGUAACAGCAUCGGGCCUCAAGUAUGAUGAUUACACCUUCCCCUAUUGGGCCAACUACGUCGGCUGGGGCGUGGCCAUGUCCUCCAUGCUGUUUGUCCCCCUCUAUGCUAUAUAUAAAUUCCUCAGCAUACCAGGAACAAUCAAACAGAGGAUAGCCCUUUGUAUCACUCCAGAGCAUGAACAUCAUUUGGUGGCUGAUGGAAAUAUACGGCAAUUUAAACUCAGUCAUUGGUUGGCCAUCUGAGGGCACACACUUCUCUUAUCCAUUCUCACGUCUGUUGUGUGGACUUCCUGUGUGCUACCAGUGAUCAAACUCAUGAGGAGAGCAACAGGCUCCAUCAUCUCUGAGCAGAUUUACCACCCAAGGCAUUUGUUGUCAACUGCAGCGUCAAGCUCUGUCAUGCUUAAUCAUCUUUUGAAACCAUUGUACCACCUCAGUCUCAUAAGGGAGGGGCACACUGCCCAUGGACAUUAAUAUGAUUUUGUUUAUUCUGAUUAUUGAUUAUUAUAAUAUUUCAUUUCUAUAGUUUGUGAUGUGACUCUUAUCUCCUAAAGGGAUAGAAACUAAAAUACAAUCCAAAACCAACCUCCUUGUCCCUAAUCCUGUACAGGAGACAACGUGUUCCUGCAUUUAGAAUUGUUUUGGGGCCUGUGGUUAUUUAUUAUCACGUUAAUAAUGUCAUUUGUUAUUUUGUCUGAGGGGCUUAUACGUGUCAGUGCCUUAUCAAGCAAGACACUCCAUGUUUUUUUUAACAGUCCGUACAGGAACAAAUCAAAUAAAAACUUUGUUGACUCAGGAACCCACUAAAUCAAACAACGGUCGCUGUUGAUCUUGGUCCUUUGGUCCUUUGAUAUUCAAGAGAAGGAGCUGUAAGCAUCAAGGAGCGCUCCUUAGCAAAGACAAAACAGGCCUGAUAUAACGCUUUAGUGUGACGUUGAAUGUUUGAGGAAAGGGAAGAAUGCAAGUAUUGCUCAGCAGUUUAAAAAAAAGAAAAGAAAAAGAAAA
This is a messenger RNA of Solea senegalensis (Senegalese sole), 3209 nucleotides long. It is a transcript of the gene slc6a2, whose product is annotated as solute carrier family 6 member 2. The record is from RefSeq and is a predicted model, not a curated record. Gene Ontology annotation, cellular component: neuron projection; presynaptic membrane; neuronal cell body membrane. The transcript has 17 exons. Gene Ontology annotation, molecular function: norepinephrine:sodium symporter activity; dopamine:sodium symporter activity. Gene Ontology annotation, biological process: sodium ion transmembrane transport; dopamine uptake involved in synaptic transmission. The coding region runs from base 570 to 2447 and encodes 625 amino acids. Lineage: Eukaryota; Metazoa; Chordata; Actinopteri; Pleuronectiformes; Soleidae.